GCCCGCCUCGGGGGGCCCCGCCGCUUCCCUCGUUUCCCCUCCCCCCGGGAGGGAGGAGGAGACUCUGCGGCCCUCCCUCGGCCCCUCCGGCGGCGGCCGCAGCUGCACGGUGCCCGCUCCGCCCCGCCGCGGCGGCUCGGACGUCCGGAGCCCGCAGGUCCCGGCCCGAGGUCCGAGGAGACGUACUCUGCCCGGUGGCCCAGAGAGAAGCGGGGCGCGGCGUCAUCAUGCACAGUGGUAUCGCGUCCGUCGCGCGUCCCCGGAGCCGCCCGUGAGCCGGGCCGCGAGUUCGAGCGCAGGGUCCGCCCGGCCGCACCAUGAGCCACGGGCCGAGCCCCCGACUGGCCGAGUCUCCGCAGCUGUCCAAGGGCAGUCUCCUGACCAUCCUGGGCAGCCCGUCGCCAGAGCGCAUGGGGCCUGCCGACUCGCUGCCGCCCACACCGCCCAGCGGCACGCCCUCGCCAGGGCCGCCGCCCGCGCUGCCCCUGCCCCCUGCGCCCGCGCUGCUGGCCGACGGCGACUGGGAGAGCCGGGAGGAGCUGCGGCUGCGGGAGCUGGAGGAGGCGCGGGCGCGGGCGGCGCAGAUGGAGAAGACCAUGCGCUGGUGGUCGGACUGCACGGCCAACUGGCGCGAGAAGUGGAGCAAGGUGCGCGCCGAGCGCAACCGCGCGCGCGAGGAGGUGCGCCAGCUGCGCCAGCGCCUGGACGCGCUCACCAAGGAGCUGGCAGGCGCGCGGCGCGAGCGCCAGGAGGCCCAGGGCGAGUGCGAAGCACGGGGCCGCGAGCUGGCGCGGCUGCGGGGCGCCCGAGGAGCAGCGGACCAGACGUGCGACGGCCCCGAGCCGGAAGCGGAACGCGAGCCCGUCCGCGACGUGGGAUCCGAGAGGCCGCCGGGCAGCCAGGAACUGGAGCUGGUGGAGAGCCUGCUGAAGAGCAGGCCGGAGGAGCCCGAGGACUGCUGGGAUGCGCGCAGCGUGGGGGCCGGGGCCCCACGGGGCAGCUCAGGACGCCAGGAGCGCAGCCGGCUGCCCUGGGAGGACGCAGCUGCCACGGAGGAGGAAGCCUCCAAGUUGACCGCCCUGCGGCUACGGCUGGAUGAGUCCCAGAAGGUGCUGCUCAAGGAGCGAGAGGAUAAACUGGCAUUGAGCAGGAACAUUGAGAAGCUGGAGGGGGAGCUCAGCCAGUGGAAGAUCAAGUAUGAGGAGCUGAGCAAGACCAAGCAGGAGAUGCUCAAGCAGCUCAGCAUCUUGAAGGAGGCGCACCAGGAUGAGCUGGGCCGCAUGUCCGAGGACCUGGAGGAUGAGCUCGGUGCACGCUCCAGCAUGGACCGGAAGAUGGCCGAGCUGAGGGGCGAGAUGGAGCGGCUACAGGCCGAGAACGCAGCGGAGUGGGGCCGCCGGGAGCGGCUGGAGACAGAGAAGCUGGGCCUCGAGCGAGAGAACAAGAAGCUGCGAGCACAGGUCGGGGACCUGGAGGAGGCGCUGGCCCGGCGGCGGCGGCAAACAGCCAGCGCACUGGACUGCGACCUGAGGGCCAGCCAGGCCGCGCUCUUUGAGAAGAACAAGGAGCUGGCAGACCUGAAGCAUGUGCAUGGCAAGCUGAAGAAGCAGUUCCAGGAGAAGGUGGCAGAGCUGGCACAUGCCAACCGGCGCGUGGAGCAGCACGAGGCUGAGGUGAAGAAGCUGCGGCUGCGGGUGGAGGAGCUCAAGAAAGAGCUGGCCCAGGCUGAGGACGAGCUGGAUGAGGCCCACAACCAGGCACGUAAGCUGCAGCGGUCGCUGGACGAACAGACGGAGCAGAGCGAGAACCUGCAAGUGCAGCUGGAGCACCUGCAGUCCAGGCUCCGCAGGCAGCAGCAGAAUGCUCCUCUCUUUGGGAAGAUCCGAAGUGCUCGCUUUGGCACUGAGGAGGCCGGGGAUGGAGCCAGCGACCUGGACGAGGAUGAGGACCUGCAAAUCCAGGUGGCCUAGAGUUUCCUGUGGCUGGGCAAUAUGAGCCGCCCCUCACCUGCCCAGGGUCCAGGCUAACCAGACACUCAAACCGAUGCAGCGUCUCGGCUUACUCUGGGACCAGUCCCCACCACAGCCGACUUUCUUCUCUCCCAGGGAUGGCGUCGACAGUCCCACCUACCAAUGCCCUGUGGAAAGCAAGCCUCUGUUCACAUAUAUAUGUAUAUGCCUAGGAGUCUUUGGACCCAUUUGGUUUCAUAAAUACAGGACAGCUCCAAGGCCCAGCCCAGGUGACCCCACCCACCCAGGACUUCAUGCAGGACUGGGCAUGUUGGGGUAGCUUGUUGGGGGCCCCAGCCUGGGCUACCUCUCUAAGCCUUGCUGUUCAUAAUACAGUGCAGUGAACACAGUUCUUUGUAAUAAAUGAAGUUCAAGUUUGUGGGGCAUCUGGAAGUGUGGCAGAUGUAGGCGGGGGGUGGGGGCCACGGCAUCAGCCUGCAGCUGACGCUGCACCUGAGGUCAGGAAUGUCGAGUAACUUAAUAAAUGAAUGAAUGUGAA
Molecule: messenger RNA, 2508 nt
Organism: Saimiri boliviensis boliviensis (Bolivian squirrel monkey)
Lineage: Eukaryota; Metazoa; Chordata; Mammalia; Primates; Cebidae
Gene: CCDC102A
Product: coiled-coil domain containing 102A
Cellular component (GO): myosin complex
Source: RefSeq, a predicted model, not a curated record